Molecule: messenger RNA, 1830 nt
Organism: Vicia villosa (hairy vetch)
Lineage: Eukaryota; Viridiplantae; Streptophyta; Magnoliopsida; Fabales; Fabaceae
Exons: 5
Coding region: 1-1830 (609 amino acids)
Source: RefSeq, a predicted model, not a curated record
AUGACCAAGGGGCAGGAUGACUUGCGGGUUCUCGUCGAGAACUCCAGAAGGGUUGAGAAUGGAGGACACCCGGGGCUGUUUGACGAUGUGUCUGGUAGGAUUGACGAUCACCAUGAUCCGAAUGAGUUUGACCACGUGUCAAGGCAUAGUGCUGAGGGUGCACAUGAUGAAGUUGAAAGGUAUCGUCUGAUUGAGGAACGUCUCAGGGCUGUUGAAGGCAAAUGGGUGUUAGGCAUGGAUAUCAAUAACUUGGGGCUGGUUCCUGGUGUGAGGAUUCCACCGAAAUUCAAAGUUCCAUCUUUUGACAAAUACAAUGGGGCGACCUAUCCUAUGACUCAUGUUAAGGCGUACUAUUGGAAGAUGUCGGUGUACUCUGAGGAUGAGGGUUUUCUAAUGCACUUCUUCCAGGAUAGUCUUGCUGGGGCUUCUUUGGAGUGGUAUGUUCAACUCAAGCGCACUCAUAUUCAUUCUUGGAGAGAUCUUGUGGAGGCUUUCAUUAAGCACUAUCAGUAUAAUGUUGACAUGGCACCCAAUAGGACUCAGUUGCAGAGCUUGGUUCAGGGGUCUAAAGAAUCUUUCAAAGAGUACGCUCAGAAAUGGCGCGAGUUAGCUGCGAGGGUUCAACCACCUAUGACUGAGCGUGAGAUGAUUGAUAUGUUCACCGGUACUUUGUCUGGACACUAUUACUUGGCUUGCAGUGCUUCAGCUAACUUUUCUGAAAUGUUAGGAGCUUCUUCUAAUUCUGUUGGUGGUAAGAAACAAGCUGAAGGUUAUGCCAGAAGGAAGGAAGGAAAUGCGGAUGCCAUAUAUGGAAGAAGGGGUUCAGGGAGAAGCAAUUCACAUGUUAAUGCUGUCAUGAUCCCAGUGCCACAACAACAAAAACAGCAGGGACAACGUUCCAAUAAUGAUCGCUAUCCUCCCAGGACUAGGCCUCACAGAAAGAUUGAUCUGAUUCCUAUGACUUAUGCUCAGGUGCCGCUGGGCAUGAUACAGAGGUGUAUUGCGUUGAAGAACAAAGUCCAGGACUUGUUGGAUCAAAAGAUAAUCCAAUUCACUCCUACACCCAAUGUUGUCAAUAAUCCGAUGCCUACUCACGGAGGUUCGGGUGUGAAUGCCAUUGAGAGUGAAGAGAUAAGUGUUGUAUCUGAUGUGAGCUGUUUGACUUUUCCUCUUGUAUCUAUGAAGCAACAUCUGAUUAAUAGCGGUAUCUUUCCGGGCUGUGGUGUUGAUUGUGAGAAUUGCAAAAGUCAACCUGAAGGUUGUGCUGAUUUGAAAGGUAUGGUACAAAAGCUGAUUGAUGAGGGUCCUCUUCAGUUCUAUCGAAGGUUGAGAGGUGCGAAGAGUAAGGAUGGUGAAGUGUCUGUGAUCUCAAUUCCUUAUGAUCCAGUUGUUCCAAUAUGUAUCCAAGUGCCUAUUCAGAUACCUGUCAGUAUCCCGUAUGAGGAACAACCAGCGGUGUUGAUGAUUACCGUGCCAGGGCCUAUUCCAUAUGAUAGUGAGAAGGCCAUCCCUUGGCAUUAUGGGUCAGACGUAUACUACUAUGGCACGAAGGAGGAGGGCGAUUCAUCUAAACAGAAGUUCGCGGAAGCCUCAGUUGCAAACACUGAUAACUUCGCCGGUACUGGUAGAAUUACUCGCAGUGGUAGGGUGUUCUCCCCUCAGCUUGUUCAAAACAAUGCAGAUGCUUUGGCUAAGGCCAAAGGAAAACAAGUAGUGACUGAUGUCCAGAAUUCUCUGACCCAAAAUGGGGCACCUGAUAGUGCUGUGUCUUCCAAGGAUGAUCUAGAUCUAUAUCUUGUUCUUGAUUUAUGGAUGGUUGAUGAUAAUUGA